GCCUCCGUCGCUCCCGACUUCCGGGUCGAAAUCGUCAUUUCCGGUGAGACGCGGCGCCCUCUUCUGACGUCACGCGCCAACUUCCGGCGGCUCCACCGGCUCCCGAACGGAGGUCUCGGCUACCCUCCUCGCCUACCACUGGUCCGGGCGGUAAGAGGAGCUCCCACACACACAGAACAGAGACUCCAUUACUACCUAGGAGUCUCUGUUUUUUCGGCCACCAGGGAGGAAUCUCUUUCGAAGGGGAGGGGAGGGGGGGAGGGGGACGGGUUGGGGUGGUAGGGGGAAGUGGUAUGGCUCUCACAGGCCACAACCAGACCCCUAUAACGUUAGGGGACCCUGUUUCCCACCGACUACACACUUGGGAAGGAGGGGGGGGGAUGCACCUGGCUUAAAGGGGGUCAUUCUUUGCUGCUGGUUGACCCUUAGUUCAGCCAGCCUCCACCAUUCAUUAUGCAUAUACCCUUUGGUCAUUAUGUUUACAAUGGUUAUUUAUAUGUCUAAUUAAUAGCAAUUAUUUUUAAGUACUGUUAUACAUAACAUCUGUGUUUUACACUUAUACUGCUAAAUAAGAUGCUGGUUGAAUUAACCUCACACAAUUUUUUUUUUUAUAUAUAUAUAAUGUAUGACUUGCUUGUUAAAAUGUGAUACAUGCAUAUAUGUUUACUUAUUGCUGGUUAACAUAUGUUAAGAAUGUUCUGCAAGUAUUGGUAACGUUAAAUCUUAACUAACAUCAUAUACAUUGGGGGGGGGGGGAUGGUAAUGCGCGGCAACCCCCCCCCAGAACUCUUACUAUGCCAAUUAUAUAUGUUCCACAUAAGGGUUCAUUAUCUUAAAUUCUCAUACCCCCAGGAAUCCGCAUACCUCGGACGGUUUCACCUAAGCUAACCCCCCCCUACUCAAGAGACACCUGAAUUCUCUUAUAGAACCAGUGCUCAAUUUUCUGCAGGUAUGUUGGUUACACGCUUCUUUUUCUACAACGCCACGUUAGUUAAUUCCCUGCCCCUUAAUCAUAGAGGUCCGCGAGGCCAACUCCCAUCCUCCACUUCGAGGUACUUUACGCCCCUCGGGCCAAAUCAUAGUUAGCCGCCUCGCAAUUAUACAGAGAGGGCGACACCUGUCACUACCAAAACCCCCCCCCCUUUUCUUCCUCCGUACUUACCCUUGGAGAGGCAAACAUCCCGUUUCACUGGGCAGGCUACCAUACCCCUCGCGCCAACUCAUAGAUAGAGCCUCUCUAGCCACUUGGCACUAGUAGGGCCUCACCUGCCACAAAACCUAGAGUUAAGUUUUUCGCCAUCUGGCCUAACUAGCUACCGGCUAUUCCAACGAGCCUCCAACUAUGCCUGUUAUUACUUUCAGUAUGUCCCUGCUCCCAGACGAUGGCAACGACAUGUCAGUCCCUAGCACCCCGGCUAGGUCACUUACCCCGACACGUAAGGACGACAUAGGAAGUCCCUCGUCCAUCAGAUCGUGGACUAUCCCUCGCAUCACGGCGGAAUUACGCAAACGCAGUAUCCCUUUCCCGGCCACGGCCAGGAAAGCAGAACUGUUUAAACUGCUUAAAACAAACACCCUUAUGACAGACGCAGGGGAAGGCACUAGUAACUCCCAAGACCCGACUCUCCAUGCUAUGGUUGCCUCCCUAAUCUCUUCUAUGGGGAAGGUCAACGACAGACUGGAAAGGCUGGAGGCACGCAGCUCCGCCAUAGAGCCACCUGUACCUCUCGCUGGAACAGCCCCGGUCAUAUCCACAGCAACAGCGGGUAAUCCUAUACCUAACAAGACAGCGGCACAUGUUAUUAACCCUGCCCACAUGGUUCCGGCCAAUCUUAAAAAAGACAUCCUGGAGGGCAAGGACGUAAACUUGGUCUCUUUGCUCAUUGCCUCCCAGGAUGUAGUGGAAAACCGCUCUUACGACUACGGGGACAUCUCUGUUGUUUUAAAAACCAGAGACCCCAGACUCAGUAAGAAAUUGACCAUUCCCGAUUUUGUCCUGUCUUUUGGUAUCUAUAGGGACAUCCUGUGCUCAGUUCAUCCACACAGGAGAGAGGAACUGGACUUAUAUAUGCAUAAACUGGUGGACCUGGGUAACAAAUAUGGUGGUUACACUUUUAUGACUAUCACAAGUCUUUUUCAUCUAAAGUGUCAGCCACAUUGUCCCAGUAUGGCAUCCAGAUGGAUUGGAGCCAACUGGACAAUGAAUUGUUCCUCAGACACUUUGCGGGGCUCAGGACACCAGCUUGUGCCAUAUGUACGUCACCUGCUCACACAGCUUAUUUGUGCCCCCUCUGCCCGGACAACGCUCCCAGCACGUCCCUAUCGCACCCCCUUAAAACUGAGAAACAGACCAGAGACAAAUUGGGUCGUCCGGUUGUGUACCUAGGCAAGUCACAAAUUUGCAAUAACUUCAAUGAAGGCUCCUGUGGUUACAGCGCUUUCCGCUUAUUACAUGUAUGCUCACACUGUUUUCGGGCACAUGCGAGAUCCAUGUGCACAAAUAAAAUGUUCCAGAAACCUUAUUUGUCUCCAGUGAACGUUCCUGUACUUGAACACAUGCUGUCCACUCACCCCUCUAAACACCUGGUGGAAUUUUUAUGCACAGGUCUCACCCACGGGUUUCACACGGGGCUCAUUUACAUGCCAACAGGAGUGUUAGAAUGUCACAAUUUGCAGUCAGCCUCUAAUAACCCUACCGCAGUCACUAACUUGCUACAACUGGAAGUGGACCAGGGAUUUGUCAUCGGUCCUUUUGGUAAUCCCCCCUUUUUCAGCUGGAGAACUAACCCUAUCGGGCUUGUCACAAGUAAAAAUUCAGACAAGCAAAGGCUCAUCAUUGACCUAUCCGCUCCCCACUCUUCAGCCAUCCCCAGCCUAAACUCAUUGAUUCCUUCGGAAGAAUUUUCCUUACAGUACUCCACUAUUGACCACGCUAUUGCAGCUAUCAGGUCAGCGGGGGUGGGGGCCUGGCUCAGCAAGACGGAUAUAGUCAACGCUUUUAAACUGUUACCUAUACACCCCUCGUUAUGGCACCUACACGUAGUUAAGUGGCAAGAAGCCUACUACUUUUUUACAAAACUCACUUUUGGAGCCAAGAGUAGUCCAAGGAUCUUUGACACGUUCGCUGAGGCUUUGUGUUGGCUCCUCCUUAAUACCAGUAGGUGCCAAAAUGUGAUACACUAUCUGGAUGAUUUUCUGUUCAUCGAAGCCAACACCAACCCCCCGUGUAGCCUACACAAAGCUGUCAAACUAUUCACCGCACUCGGCGUCCCCGUAUCACCCACCAAGACAGAAGGUCCAGACACAGUCAUCAACUUCCGAGGUAUUCUGCUCGAUUCAGCAACUAUGAUGGCCAGCCUCCCUAGAACUAAGAUUGAUAACAUUCUACACGACAUUAACCACUACAUGCACAGGGGCUCAUGCAACCGUAAAGAACUACAAUCUCUGUUGGGUUCACUAAAUUUCGCCAUGCGCAUAAUCCCCCAGGUUUUCAUUUCCAGGCUCCUCGCCCUGUUCCCCACCUUCACCAACGACUAUGCCCGCAUAUCUUUGAACGGCCCUGCGACUGCCGACCUUCAGAUGUGGUACAGAUUCCUCUCUGACUGGAAUGGUAGGAGCAUGUUCCUUCCACAGCUGGAUUCUCAGUCACCUGUCAUUUGGACAGAUGCAGCAUCAUCCGCGGGAUAUGCGCCCAUUUUUGGCACAAAUUGGCUCUGGGGGACGUGGCCAACAGAAACACAGGGCAUCGAGGGGUUUCACACUAACUCUGCCCUUUUUGAGGUAUACCCAAUAGUUGCCGCAGCUGUCACUUGGUGUAGGUUGUGGGAAGGUCAGUCAGUACGCUGUUUCUCUGAUAACAUGGCAAUAUGCCACAUUAUCAACAAAGGCCGCUCUUCCUCCUUGAUAAUUAUGAAUUUCAUUAGGAAACUGACUUGGCUGGCAGCCACCCAUCACUUCCACAUUGUAUGCUCCCAUGUUCCCGGCAUAUACAAUAGCAGCUGACCAGCUAUCUCGCUUUCAAUUUCAGGCUUUCAGACGGUCCCUACCCUCAGCAGCUCGUAUGGCAACCCCAGCACCAACCUUCCAAGACCUUGUCAUGGAAUAGAUGAACUACUUCAUCACAGCCUCACUCUCACAAAAUUAGCUUUGUCCACUAGCACUCAACACUCAUAUAACAGAGCUUUUCACCUAUAUAAACGAUUCAUGACUGACCAUCACCUAACCAACUGGUUCGAGGUAUCGUCACUAAUGGCUUUUGCAUCCUUUUGCCACCUUAAGUUAAAAUUCACACAUAACACCAUUAAGCUUUAUCUCACGGGGAUACAACACCACAUGUACUACUCAUUCCCUAACCACAAAGGGUUCUUAACCUCAUACCCCAUCCACACGCUACUGAAGGGUAUAGCAAAGGCAGACGGUCCAGCUACGCCCAAAAGAUUGGCUAUUGACAUAGGAAUGUUCAAAUCCCUGUCCAAUCUACUCGACCAAGCACCUUUUGAACCCAAUACAAACGCGGUUAUUAAAGCCGCCAUGUAUCUGGCCUUUUACUGGUUUCUUAGACCACGAGAAUUCACCGUUAGUGGCAAAUUGCAUAACCAAGGGUGCCUCCUCACGUCACAUCUCACGAAACACACAGACUACUAUGUCCUGUCUCUACCUAAGACUAAGACAAGUCAGAUGGGGGAACCAGUUCACAUUAACUACUACCCCACGGGUAACAAUUGGUGCCCAGUAAAAGCACUAGACGUUUUUUUAACCACGAAACAAACACAGCCCACAAGGCCUCUACUACUGCUGCACGAUACCAUUCUCACCACGUCGAAAUUCAUGCUUUACGUUUGAAUGCUUAUCACCAGGCUUGGUCUGAACCCUAGUAGCUACUCGGGGCACUCCUUCAGAAUUGGAGCGGCCUCCACAGCCUCUAGCCAAAAUGUUCCCGUGCAUGUCAUUAAAACACUGGGUCGAUGGAAGUCCUCAGCUUACGCUACCUACAUUCCGCACCCAGUCCAAGAGCUUAGGAGGGCUUUCAUUAAUAUGUCUACUUAAUAAUGUAUUUGUAUUUUUCUUUGUAUUUAUGUUUACUGAAUAAAUGUUUAUCUUGCUUUCUCUUUUUGCCCACUUUAUUUACCGGCCUACAGCAUACGUCGGUUUUCGGCACACCUCAACCGACUUUUUCCUUUUAUUGUAUUACUCUCCGCCAGAGUAUUCCAUAUCAUAUGAGAAUGCCCCGAACACAAAUAUAUAUAUAUAUACUAAGGCUAUCAGAAACCUUAUAUAAGCGUACUUUAGUUAAACUGAUGGUUUAUACUUGGCAGGGUUGGUUGAUAUUUAACUAAUUAAUAUAAUGACAAUUGUAUCAUUAAUGCAAGGGCUGUCAUAUGAUUAAUUCUGUAUACUGGUAUUGCUGUGAAGUUUGUAAUAGCUUUUAAUGUCCUUUGCUGAUAAGAUUAUAGAUGAGACAAAGUGUAAUGUUGACUCUUAGGCUUGUCAAGUAAAUUCAUUGACUUGUUGAUAGAAACUCAUAUAUAAUAUAGCAAAUUGCUUAUAGUUGUAUUGUUUUGUUGCUUUGCAUUUUAUAGUGUGUAUUAUUAAAUUUAUAUAUAUUUUAAGCAAAGUCUGUUUAUUGGCCAUCUGCCGUUCAUAGGUGUUUAUAUCACCGCUUAAAACAAAGAACUACAGGGCCCAUGAAGGCUCUAUGUGUGUGUGAAUAUCAUCAGAUAUUAUUCAAUCAAUAUUCCAUACAUAUAAAACCUUAAAUUACCCAACAGUAUGCGGGUGUCAAGGAGCCGCAUUAUACAUGCGGGAGUCUCCCGUUGUUACAUUGUUAUUCUUUUGAAGUUGUUAUAUUAAAGAUAGAGUAACAGAUAAUGUUACAAGAUACCCCUUCUGCCUGUACACAUUCAAGGAAUGGUACCUUCUCUCAGUAAUUGAUGUAUUGGGCUUCCAUAUGCACAAGAAACUAAUUUUCUUAUAAAUAAACCAAUUAAUUUCUCUUUCAAGACUUUAGAAAAUCCUCUUUUUUAUUAUAUGUUUCACCCUCUCUAGGAGAUCAUGACGGAUUGCCGUAUUCGAUUGUACCAGGAGUCAGACUAUGGGAUGGUCAGAGAGGUGUAUGCUCAGUGCGUGAAGGAUCUAACCCCAGACGGAUUCUAUCAAGCCUUGCGAUUCUCCCAUAUCAGACUGUUCAUGCUGGCCAUUUUCCUGCUGUCGUUGUUAACCACUGGAUCAUUCCUUGUGUCUGUCUUGGGUAUUAUCUUGGUGAUGGUUGUACUCUGGAUGUGCAGUAGAGAGUUUUUCCAUUCCUACGUCCAUGUUACAUUCUCAAAUGACAUGUUGGAUAUUGGGAAAUAUUAUUUGCAGAGGGAAGGUUAUGGGUUUUGGGUGGCUGAGUGUGGGGGGAAAGUUGUGGGCACUGUGGCCGCUGCUCCAUUAACACAUGUUGGCGGGAAGAAGCAUGUGGAGCUCAGAAGAAUGGCGGUGAUUAAGAGUCACCGGGGUAGAGGGAUUGCCAAAGCCUUAUGCAAGACAAUUAUUGACUUUGCUCGGAAGAAAGGUUUCCAAGCUGUUAUCUUGGAGACCUCAAUAGCUCAAGUUGGUGGCCAGUGAGUGUAUGAAAGCAUGGGUUUCCGGAUAACACACAUUUUCGAUUACCCAAAAAUGACAGCAAAAGUGAUGGGCAAUAAGUUCUUAGGUUACCAGUAUGAUAUCCUGGAAGCUGAAUGAAUACACCAAGGAUGUAGCAUGUCCAUUAUUGUUUUCCGAUAGACCUAUCUAAUGAA
Molecule: messenger RNA, 6779 nt
Organism: Pelobates cultripes (western spadefoot toad)
Lineage: Eukaryota; Metazoa; Chordata; Amphibia; Anura; Pelobatidae
Source: the annotation of a GenBank genome assembly